UGUAAUCAUGGCUUCCAUUACUUUCCAGAUGUCUUUAUCACAGUGUAGAGAAGAACAUGAACCUCUUUCAAUAGACUGAAGGCAAAUAGAAAAGAGGUGGGAUGGGGAAAUAAGACUCUUCCUGAUCUGACAGCGUUGCAUGCCACGAGACCGGCACUGCGUGGAUUUACUCAAGCCUAUAAUCACACCCCGAGCAACAGGGCGCCAGAUCCUGUCCAGAAGCCGACAGCUCUGCCGGGUACAUUUUGUGUUCUUUAGGAAGGGGGACGGAGGGAAAAGUUUCGCAAGAGAACCAGAAUGACAGAGACGACAGACAGCUUGGCAUGUGCUGACUCUGAGCUGGCACAGUGCGAGGCCGAGGUGGACACUUUACUGCAAAUCAUAUCUGAUCUGAAUGUGAAGAUGCGUGCUCUGAAAAUCCCACGGCAUCGAAUGGAGUAUGGAACCAAAGCCUGCCAGCCAGUUUCAGGCCAGAACUCCAGUCCCGCAGCACCACAGAGAGGCCCGGGAACUCACGCUGGAACUGCAUCGGGGGAGUCGGUCACUAAGCCAUCCCCAGGGGAACAUGAAGUUUUGGCAACAGAGUGCAGUGGAGAGCUAUGGUCAAAACUUCAGCAGGUUUUGUCCACUCUGGAGUCAUCUGCCAGCAGAGGGAGAAAGCUGGUCUCCCCCCACAUUCAGGAUGAUGAAAAAACCCAGGAAGAGCACAUUACCGCAGCACGUGACACCUGGGUUCAGGCCACACAAGUAUUAGAGGAAAUGGAGAGGGAUCUUGGAAUCUCCUACCUAUCCGCAUUACCCACCGAAGAGCGUCAGAAAUACCAAAAAGAGGUUCUGUACCUGGGUAAUCUCAACCAGGAACUGAGCACCAGCCUACAGAAACGUCAAGAAGAACAGAAGAAAAUGGACGGAGCCAUUUUGGAGAUGGAGGCGGAGAAGAAAAGCCUUCAAGAAAAGUUGGACGAGCUGAAAAACAAAUGGCUGAUUACAGCUAGUUGUUCUCCUCCCAGAAGUCCAUCCUUGUCCUAUAGCAGGACCCCAAGCCCCUGUUGGGCAUCUCCUACGAUUCCUGCGUCUCCUCGUUUCUCGGGCAGAAUGCCCAUCUCACCCCCUGGCUCUCCGUCCAGGCCUUCAAGACACAGUUCUGGCAGUUCAGUUCUGGAAACCGAGACAGAGCGUCUCCAGAGGACAUUGGAGAGCCUAAAAGCAAGAAACGAGCGUCUGACGGCAGCUCUAGAGAGACGGAAGAGCGAGUCAGAGCAGGUCAGCAUGGCCCUGAGCCGGCGCGAGGCUGACUGCUCGGCUCUGCAAAUGGCCCUCACAUACUGUGAGGAAUGUGAGGACGCAUACAGUGACCUUUUGUCCCUUUAUGAAGCCAGGAAGCAACAGAAUGCUGCAGAAGCAGAUCUGUCGACUCCACAACAAACUAGCAACCUGAGUACUGCGAAUGAGGAGUCGGCCUGUACUACAGCGAACACCCAGAACAGUUUGUCAGCAGAGGAGUUUAAUGAAAAGGCUGAAGUCAUUCAGCAGAGAAUCGCCCGUCUGAAGCAGGACAGGGCGGCGGUGUGUAUUCCACAGGAGAUCAGGACAGGAGAAGGGAAGCUCAGCCCUGAUACGGGCACGCUGGCAGGAGUGAGGAGGCUAAGCUUUUUGUCCUCGAAAAACCCCAAAGAAGAAAAAACAGCACUGAUGUAUGAGUUAGUCAACGUCAGGGACGAAAUGUCUGAACUUCAGGGACUCAUCAGGCUCAGGGAGAAGGAGCGUCGCUGUCUGGAGUCUUCUCUGGUGGCCCAGAGGUGUCAGGAUUCAGCAGGGGCUGCCAUGGCGAGGAGCCUCCAAGCGGAGCUGGAGGACCGGAGAGCUGAACAACAGAGGAUGGAUGAGUAUCGUGCCAAGCUGGAGAGUGGUGCAGGACUUCCUGGGCCGAGGAAUCAUGCCAUCAUGAGAGACCUUCAAGCAGUAGCAGAAAGGGAGCAGAUACUGAAGAGGAGAGUGAGAUUUUUACGAGAGUCAUUGGACACAGCGAUGCUGGACUACAGCACACAAAGCAGAGUUAACAAGGAGGAAGCGGCUCGCCUCUUGAUCUGUCAUGGUAAAGCCCUGAGUGCAUGCAGAGGCGCCCGCAAAAAGCACCACGAGCAGCUGUGGAGGAUCGAACGACAAAUGACAGCCAUGCAGGAACGUCACAAGUCUCAACUGGUAGAACUAAAAACCACGCUUGAGGCGCUGGAGUGGAAGAAGGAGGAGACAGUGCUCUAAAACACAUUUUAGAAACUAGAGUACAAGCACAAUAAAAUACAUUAGGUAACGUAAACCAUUCUACGUUUAUCUUAAGGUUCAGAGGACACACUGGAUAGAGCAGGGAACGUUGAGGGAGUUUUGGACAUAUUUUAGGACACAAUGCCAAAAGUUUCAUUUUAGACAAUUAAGUGAAAAUACUUCGCAAAGUUAUUUGCAAAGCAAUGACUUAAGUGUCCUUUAAACAUCUCUGUAUAAACCACCCUAGGACUAAUGAGUAGCCUCUUUUACAAGCUAUCCUGUGAUAUUAUUAGAGGCACAUAAGUUUGCUCAUUUAAGGGCGUCUCAACUCUAGGAGGAACGGAUCACGAGAAAAUGGGAACAAUGUUUACCAAAGGUCAUGUCUUUUUCUGUAUGCAAAAAAAAAAAAAAAACACGCUCCCUGCAAAGAUCUGGCCCUUCGCUCUGGUCAAACAAAAGAUAAAAGACAAAAGAGGCUGAACCUAGAGGAUCUCAGCUUGGCCAUUUGUCUCUUUUACUGAGUCCACCUUUCUGAAUACUGCACGCUCCCAACCCCCAGCCUCGGGGCAGUCGGCCGCAGCUGCGAGUGCCAGUCAGAAGGUUGAAGCAAAGGUUGAGUGUCACUCCCCCAGGGGUCAAAGGGCGGCCUGUACCGUUGUUAAAGCCUGUGAAUGUCGGGGUUACAAGGCCAUGCUUAAGCGAGACUCUAGCCUGAGCUAGAGAUAAAGAAGAUCAAAAGAGGUGGAUGACCGAUUCUGUUGCAUGUGCUGCAAUGAUCAUCGUAAUGAUAACGAGGGCAGGCGGCAAUUACUCUCAAUCUCAUAGAAUGAUGUUUUGUAACGAUUUAAAGCUGGAUGAUAUAAUGAUAACAUUGGUAUCAUGAUAAAUUAUUUCACACUGCAGUCUUCCGUCAUAUUGUGAUAUUUUUUUUUAUUAACCAGGGGUGUUGGGAAGGACUGGGAACAAUAAAGGGAAAACUCUGUUUAUUUCACUAUGUAGACUAAUGGUUGCUGCACUAAUGCACUUAUUCGCGCAUUUCACUAGUGCUUUAAAUACCAUCAAUAUACCUUGGACACCAAUUGCUUGAAUACCGUCAACUGCUUCACGUCUGAAACACUGGCCUCCCAGGAACUCCUUUAAUGGCUGAAUGUGCAAAUCAUUUAAAGAGACUGCUGGAACUUUUUCCUGGCGGUUUCCUGGCAAACGUGUUGUAGAUAUCAUCAUGCAUGUUCUGUGUUUUCGUAAUUCUUGUCCUUAAAAAUCAUCAUCGAUGUAACACCAAAUGUCAACUCAUGGGCUUGUAAUGUGAUCUCACACACUGAAAUAUAUUUAAUAUAAAAGGCA
Clarias gariepinus (North African catfish) is the source of this 3606-nucleotide messenger RNA. RefSeq names its product Usher syndrome 1C binding protein 1 (gene ushbp1). The transcript has 14 exons. Bases 298 to 2262 code for a protein of 654 amino acids. The record is from RefSeq and is a predicted model, not a curated record. NCBI's taxonomy places the organism in Eukaryota, Metazoa, Chordata, Actinopteri, Siluriformes, Clariidae.